UCUGGCAACACUGGAUGUCGAUGUCUCCACCUCGCUGCGCCGCACAUUUGUUGUCGUUGUAAAAGGCUGCGGAACCCAGUUAUUUGUGCAGUGGGACAGUGAAAAAUGUUGUAAUAUUACCACGAUAGCUCGGCCAGUGAUCUAUUCGAAAUAAAUAAGGAAGCUGAGUGUUUCUCGCUCUCUGUCUGGCACACGCAACUAUGCCUGCGCCUUGCUAUUGGAAUAGUUGAUGUUUGCAACUGGCGUAGAGUGACCAUCGAGUGGCCAUCAUGUCGGACAAGGUCAGCACAUCCCUGGCAGCCCAGCUGCACUCCCACUCCCAUGCUUUGGCCUCGGCGGAUGGUGGUGCCGGAGUGAAUGGAGGCACCACUGGCUGCCUCAGUGCCAGCACUGAGAAGGACAUCCAGGCGCCACUGCAGUUCGAAAUGGAUGCACCGGCGGCGGCGAUCAGUGCCCAGUUGAACUUCAAAAUUGUGCCCGCCGACAGUUUGCCCGGGCUGAGCUACCAGGACAUGUUCGCCUCCAUGAACACAUCACAAAUCUCCAAUGCCUCCACAGAGUCCAGCUGCAGUCCGCCCGUUCAGGGCAUGGUGCCGCCUCCAAAGCCCAGUCGACACAUGGCCGUGCAGCCGCUGAACAGCAAAUCCUGUCGAUUUCCCAAGCUGGAGGAGUGCGCCCACUUCCACUAUGAACGGGUGCAGCUGGGUCCGCUGUCCGUGCAGCUUUUGGAUGACAAGUCGGAGCACAUGGGCAGCAGUAUUGCCUCCCAGUCGAUCGGCGGCGAUCUGCCGCACAAUUCGCUGCGCAGCUUCUCGCCGGAGAGCUGCUGGUUCAUCAUUCGCGUGUGCCCGCAGCGCUGCGAACCGUUCCUGAUCAAGCGCAGUUUCGAGAACAUGCAGCUGCUGGACGAGAUGCUCCAUCGGUGCGUGUACGACCGCAAGAUCAGUGGGCUGCGCAACAUGGAGGAACUGGCGGCCGAGCUGCCCAGCGAAUCGGAUGUGGAAUAUGCGGUGGCCAAGUACCUGGAGCGCUUCUCGAAGAUCGCCUCCGAUUCGCUGACCUGCGGCACCAUUCUCACCUGGCUGCAGCUGGACAACAAGGGCAGGCGACUGCCUCUGGCGGAUGGCGAGACCCAGCGGACCAUCAACACGCCGGCGGUGGGCGCUGCCUACGGAGUGAGACGCUACCAGGCGCAGGCUCCCGACGAGAUCAACAUCGAGGUGGGCGACAUGAUCUCCGUGAUCGAUAUGCCCAGUCCGGCGGAGUCGGUUUGGUGGCGCGGCAAGAAGUCGCACCUGCAAAAGUCCCUCUACGAGGUGGGCUUCUUCCCCCAAUCCUGUGUGGCCACCAUCGGCGACAAGGUGCCCCGGAAUUUUCCCAUGCCGGCUCCGCUCGUCGGCCACCUGGAUGCGUCGCCCACCAAGCCGGUGCUGCGCAAGCACGGCAAACUGAUCGCCUUCUUCCGUUCCUUCAUCCUGUCGCGACCAUCACGUCGUCGCCUCAAACAGAGCGGCAUCUACCGCGAGCGCGUCUUUAACUGUGACCUCUCCGAGCACUUGCUCAACAGUGGCCAGGACAUACCCAUGGUGCUGCGCUCCUGCGCCGAGUUUAUCGAGAACUAUGGCGUCAUUGACGGCAUCUAUCGGCUCUCUGGCAUCACCUCGAACAUCCAGCGACUGAGGCGCGCCUUCGACGAGGAGCGGGUACCCGAUUUGGGCAAUCCCGAGAUGAAGCAGGACAUCCAUGCGGUCAGUUCGCUGCUCAAGAUGUACUUCCGUGAGCUCCCGAAUCCCCUGUGCACCUACCAGCUGUACGACAACUUCGUGGAGGCCAUCCAGGUGAAGGCCGACGAGGCGGACGAGCGACUGCGACUCAUGAAGGAGACGGUGCUCAAGCUGCCACCGCCGCACUAUCGAACCCUCAAAUACCUUUCCGAGCAUCUGUACAAGGUGUCGCAGCACCACGAACGCACUGGCAUGACGGACAAGAAUCUGGCCAUUGUGUGGGCACCGAAUCUGCUACGUUCGCCCGCCCUCGAGUCGGGGGGCGUGGCCGCCCUGAGGGGAGUGGGCGUGCAGGCGGUGGUCACCGAGUACCUGAUACGGAAUUGCCAUAACAUCUUCGAUGCUCUGGAGGAUCAUCCGUCGCGUCACAGCAUGGUGACAAGUGUUGCCGCUGCUGCUGCUGCUGCUGCUGCUGCUGCUGCUGGCAAUGCUGCUGGUGGAGAACUGCGUUUGGAGUCACUCACCGAUUGCGAAAGUCUGCUGGUGGAACAGCGGGAGCAGGAUCAAUCGCUGGGCAUGGUGGAGCGUCCGAAGAGCCUGAGCACCGGUGGCGCCAAGUUGAUCAGUUUGGAGGAGGCACAGGAGCGACAUUCGCGGGUCGAGGGCGGCGAUCUUAAGCAAUCGCUGCCCAUCAGCAUGCUGACCAGUGCGAGCAGCAAUGCCGCCUCGAACAUUGGCUCCUACAUCGAAGUGGGCGGUGGUCCGUCCAGCUUGCCGGAUAAAUACCACACGGUGCUGUCGGCACCGCGCAGCUGGCAGAAGCGUAAACCGGACAAGACGCCGUCCUGGAAGUCGAUAUUCACGCGCAGUCAGCGGCAGGGUAACCCCGAUCCUGGCCAGAAGAUCACCACGGAUGCCAAAGACUCGGUGGCAUCGCGUGUUAGCUUUGUGCAGGCCUCGCAUGCGCAUGCCAGCAAGGAACUGACCAAGGGUGACAAGCCCAAGUCCAUUGAGCUGCUGGAGACGACGAGCAACGAACGCGAUCCGAAACCGAUGGACCUGUGCAUCCGCUCCAAUUCGAUCGAUAGCCUGCGCACAGUGGGCCACUCGAGGAGCGUUUCGCAUGACUCCUACUUCGAUCUGCUGCAGUCGCCGCAACGGGGUCACAUGACCACCUGUCCGUCGCGGGAGCUCUCCGAGCUGGGUCUCAAUUUCGACCGCGAGGAGCCCGAGAUGCGCAUCUUCUCGGAGAGCGAGUCGCUGGUCAGCUCGCCGCGCGUCGGCAAGGAGAAUGUGCCGCCUGCCUCCGGAUGUGCCACGCGUCGCAUAAUGCGCGCCCGACCGGAGGAGUUCUCCAGCCAGACGAACAGCGUUAAUCCGAGUCCCAAGAAGCAGCCACGCCUCAAUCUCCUGUCUCCCAGUGCGGCCAGGACCAUGCCGGCGCCACCUUCUUCUUCAGCGGCUCCAGCUGCUGUUGCCUCUUCCGCCGCCGCCUGUGGCCAUGAAUCCGCGGGAACAGAGAACUGCUGCAAGCGCUACAAGCUGGAGGAUCAGCUGUGCGACAUUCAGUUCAUUGACUGCGGCACACCGGAGAAUGUGCCCACCACACAGCAGCAGUUUGCCAGCGUUGAAGUGCAUCCGCCGCCAAAACCGGCGCGGGCACCGCAAUCUCAGAUUUCGCCAACGACAACGGCACCUGGUGGUGGUGGCUCCUCCUCUUUGACCCGCUACAGUUAUCCGUCGGUGCAGCUGGGGGCCAAGCGGAAGGAGCAGCAGGCGGCCAAGGAGCGUUUCAGCUACCAGGGCACCUUCACGCAGCCGGGACAGAAGCAGGAGCCAGGAGCCGCUCCCAGAUCAGUGCAUGCCAAUAGUACCGCUGUUCUGAGGAAACCACGAGUGGAACUGCUGGAUGAUGGCCAGACCAAGCUGGCCGUGCCCACGCCCACAACGCCCGCCCGCAGUCCUCGUUACUCCCUGCUGCUGUGCGACACCGAAAGUUCGGAGAACAGUUCGGCGGUCAACACUCCCCAGUACGACAUGGAGCCCCUUAUGCUGACCUCGGCUAUGUCCGGCGUGUCCGGCGUCUCGUCCAACAUGCAGCAGCAGCUGCUCUUGGGUCUGGAUGCGGCCAGCAGCUACCUGGGCAGUUCGCACGAGAGUCUGGGACAACAUUUCAACAACCGCCAGGAGGCUGAGCACCGUGAUAUGAAUGCCAUCAAACGGGAGCUAUCCCUGGAUCUGCAGCCGCUGCAGCCGCGCUUGCCACAACCGGCGAAUCGCGCCGCCACGCUGCCGGUGAAGGAUCAACUGCAGGCAGCGGCGGCGGCGGCCAUGUGCUCCUCGCCCAACAACUCCAACUUCACGGACAACACUAGUCAGUCGGUGACGCCCAGCGAGUUUGGCUACCAGCACCUGCAGCGUCAACUGAGCAUGCACUCCCUGCUGGCCACCGACGACAGUUCGCCGGUGUACGAGGACUUCGAGCAGACCCCCGUCAAGAUGGUGGCCACCAGCCCGAUCAAGUCCACCAUUAGCAUCACCUACAAGUCGCCCGAGAAGGAGAAGAAACCGACGCCGGCGGCGGUACUGCUGGAGACCAAUUUCGAUGAGAACAUUGUCUACGAGCAGGUGAAACUGUUCCGCAACUCGGUCACCGAAGUGAAUCAAAUGAUGCACGAGCGUUCCAGCCUGAAACAGAUCGCCGAGGAGGAACAGCAGCAGGAUGGAGGUGCCUUUAAGGCCGCAGAGAUGACCCAGCAACUGCUGCAACUGGAACAGGAGCAGCAUCAGGAGCACCAAGAGCAGCAGGAGAAGGAGGAUCAGGAGCCGGAGGAUGAUGAUCAAGAGUCGCAGUUGCUGUACGAAAACAUCGAACUGCGCAAACCGAAAACAGUUUACGAAAAUCUACGUGGCGAGGAGAUGAAACUCAACGCCGAUGAACAGAAGCCAAGCGGCAGUGAUAGAAUCGAACUCGAUAGUCUAGACAGUUUGCCGGACAACAUGGAGCACGAGCAGCAGUCGUCACCCAGCAAGUCGCCCUCGUUUAGUGUCAAGGAGUUGGCCAACAAGUUUGAGAGCUCGCCGGUGGAGCAGCUGCCCAAUUUCGAUUUCUCGCUGCGCGGCGGCUCCAUGAAGAAGCCCAACGAACUGAGCGUGCCCAAGGCGAUGCCCGCACCCGUGCCGCUCAAGAAACUGAGCAGCAGUGCCCAGAAGAUAACGCGUUCGCUAGACGAGAAUGCCUUCGUGCGCGAAUUCGGGGGUAAGCAGCUGCAGGAUCUGUCUGUGGCGGGCAAGUUGCCCGAGGUUAUGGCGUCGUCUACGUCGUCGUCGUCGGCGUCGUCCUCAGAGGUGAACAGCCGACGCAAGAGCUUCGACUUUACGCGACCCAAGACCCUGAAUCCGCCCAAGCGUUUGCCGGGCAUGAGCAUCACCGAGGAGAUCUGCCAAAAGCGCGGCGGCGGCGGAGGCGGCGAACCGGACCCCAUCACGCCCACAACGCCCACCACCGAGAAUCGCAUCUCGCUGAUCCAGCAGAACAACAUGCCCAAUCAGUUCCUGCCUCCGGCGGGACGCAAGAGCGUGCUGACUGGUGUGAUCCUGGACCGCGAACGCAUCGACAAGAUCAAGGAGGAGCGGCGUCAGCAGCUGACGCAGAAGUACUAUGGCGACACGCUAAAGUCCCGCUCGCGCACUGAACUAAAUGCGGAGGACAACUUCCAGGCCGCCGAAUCGCUGCGCAUCAAGUCGAAGUCGCGCGGCGACAUGCACGCCUUGCAGAAGGACAUGGACAUGAAUCUGAAGCAGUUGACCCGCGUGGCUGGCGGUGGCUCGGAGAGCACCCUCCACAUGGCCCACGGCCAGGGCAACGGACAGGAGCAACUCAGUCAGCAGCGGGUGCGCCGCAUUUCGGAUGAGAAGAAUCAAAAUUGUGAUACCAGCAAUGGUGGAGGAGUCCAGGGCCAGAUCCAUGGUGGCGUAACCGCCACCUCGCUGCUCAGCGUUAAGACGGCGGCCCAGAAAUAUGGCACCAGUACCAUCACCAGCGCAAACAAGGCGCCGGCGAAUAAGUUCGAACGUGGCCAGCCGAUGUCGCGCGAGCGUUUGCAGCGCAACUCGUUGGCCGAGAGCAAUGCGGGCACUAACAACAGAGAAAAGAUCUCACCACAAUUCUCAAUACGCGACGUGACAGCUAUGUUCGAAUCUCGUUCACAAAACCAAUAGGCUAAGGCAACAUUAGCAACUAAUUACAUCGAAAUAAUGAGACCGCUACCUACACUAUAAUCACUGUACUGGAGCAGCAGCAUAUAUGUGCAUAUAGGAGCAUAUAUAUUUUAUUUAGUUUUUAGACAUUCACUUAAGCGCAUCCAAAUUCUCGAAAAAGUGUUCUUGAUAUACAUAUACGGCGCAAGCGGCUCCAAAGACAUUCAGAUUUAUAAAGCCGCGCUCGUUUGCAACAUUUAUAAUGAUACUGAUUACUAAUAACUGAUUACUGAUAACUGAUUACGGAUGAUAAUCAUAAUGACGACGCUUUGCGCCUUGAAUCAUAUGCAAAAUUCAAUUUUGUUUUGAAGAAGCAUGAAGAAGAGAGUUUAACUAAAAGACCAUCCUCAUCACACCCCGCAAGUCCCUCGAUCCUGAACAAUGCAUAUUGUUAUUGCAUUUCAGGCAUUUCUCUACAUAGGUGUUAAGUUUCAUUCGUUUAACCUUUUAAGAGAAAACUGAAUUCUAUAUUUUUGAAUUUAAUUUUGGUUUGUUUUUGCGUGAUUUGUGUUUGGAAUGUUUUUAUUUUCUUGUUUACCUACUAAAUUGUGACGCGCGUGUAUCGGAAAGAAUCGUUUUCUUAAUUUAAAAUUAAUUUGCAUUUGCAACAACAACUUUGAGCAAGUUGUCCUAAUUUAAUUAUUAUACGAUUAAUUUAUAUAUAUUUUUUAAAACAAUAAACUCAAUUGCAUUGUCACUCAAAAGUA
Drosophila elegans is the source of this 6691-nucleotide messenger RNA. It is a transcript of the gene CdGAPr, whose product is annotated as GTPase-activating protein CdGAPr. The record is from RefSeq and is a predicted model, not a curated record. Bases 270 to 5945 code for a protein of 1891 amino acids. The transcript is spliced from 8 exons. Gene Ontology annotation, molecular function: protein binding; GTPase activator activity. Gene Ontology annotation, biological process: small GTPase-mediated signal transduction. NCBI's taxonomy places the organism in Eukaryota, Metazoa, Arthropoda, Insecta, Diptera, Drosophilidae.